Messenger RNA from Schizosaccharomyces cryophilus OY26, 210 nucleotides. RefSeq lists its product as uncharacterized. Gene Ontology annotation, biological process: intracellular manganese ion homeostasis. Gene Ontology annotation, molecular function: manganese ion transmembrane transporter activity. The transcript is spliced from 2 exons. The record is from RefSeq and is a predicted model, not a curated record. NCBI's taxonomy places the organism in Eukaryota, Fungi, Ascomycota, Schizosaccharomycetes, Schizosaccharomycetales, Schizosaccharomycetaceae. Bases 1 to 210 code for a protein of 69 amino acids.
AUGGACCAUGUCGACUUAUUAAAGGUGCAAACGAUGACGAAGCAUCAUCUUGGCAGAAUAUUUUCUAGUUUGAUAGCUGACGCCAUGUCUAUGGCUGUCGGCGAAUAUGUUUCUGUUACUUCUCAGGCGACUUGGAGAGACAAGGAAUGGAGCAACGCUGGGAUGAAGAGGUGGACGAGUUAUCUCAUGUCUACAUUACCAGAGGUUUAG